AUGGCCACGUCUGACGAGUUUCCGUGUAUCCUAACCAUCGACACUCCCUUCCCUACCCAUCGCCUAGCCAGCGCCGCAAUCCGCUCCCUGUCGGUCGAUCAGGAGCUCUCGCCUCUGGUCCGUCGCCAGUUCUCGCUUCAUCGUCCCUCAGAUGCCCCUCCGAAUGCGGACGAUGCUACCGUACUUCGCACUGUCUACCGUGCCACUACCAACCGUAUGCUUCGUGUCUCGGUGAAUGGCUUCUUCGAGAGUCUCAAUGUCGUCCUGCAAGUCAUGCAGGAGCUCGAUGUUGAUGUCCUCCAAGACCAGGGCCUCGAGGAUCUUCAAGGCGCUCAAGGCGUGGAACAAGGAAUGAUCGGGACCACAAAGACUGGCGCCUGA
This is a messenger RNA of Aureobasidium namibiae CBS 147.97, 381 nucleotides long. Its product is annotated as Pcc1-domain-containing protein. The coding region runs from base 1 to 381 and encodes 126 amino acids. The record is from RefSeq and is a predicted model, not a curated record. Lineage: Eukaryota; Fungi; Ascomycota; Dothideomycetes; Dothideales; Saccotheciaceae. Gene Ontology annotation, cellular component: EKC/KEOPS complex. The transcript has 3 exons.